AUGUGUCUUGACAGCGCACUCGUGCCUCCCUACCAUCCCCUGCCUCACAUCUCACUCUGUCUCCGAUCUGAACCUGACACGGCUGUCAGCUCGGUACCCCUUUGCCCUAGCGCCUUCGAUAUCGCCGCUGUCUUGAAGGAGCAUAGCGAGGCUGAGAUUGCUACAGAGGAAGGGGAGGAGGAUGUUUCCUUAGGCCACCAAGCCCAGCCGCUGUCCCCGCUCGCCGACCUUUCUGAGCCAUCCGGCGCCAAGCCGACCUCACUCGAGCGGAAAAGAACGAGAAAGGGAGGGGGCAGCGAGGGUGGCAAGCAAAACAGCGGGGCGGCAGGACGGGACACAGAAGCUUCUACCUUCCAGCCUCUCCUGAACGACUAUAUAACAACCCUGCAACGCACCCAUCCAACGACACCCUUUGUCUCCAUAUCCCACCGCCACCAUGUCAUUCGGGACCCAGCUUCGUCGAGGCCAUCCCAGUGCGUACCUCACCACCAUUUUGUUGUCACUCGCAUUGAUUUCCACGCAGUCGCCCUUGGUCUCGUCAUCCUACUUGCCAUCUUUGAGCUCGCACUCUCCGCCUGGCUCACAUCCAAGUUCAAUGCCUUGCACCACUACCGAAAUCCCUCAGAGGGCGAUCGCGUCCGGUCCACCCUCCUCACGCCCACAUGGACUAUUCUCACGUCGGGGAUGCUCAUCCUCCUGUUCAUGCACUCGCCCGACGGCUCGGUGCUGACCAGUGUCCUCGCUCUCUGUCGUGCUCUCUCCUUCCAUCAACUUGAGCUUCGUUCCGUUUGCCCAGUUGACCGUCAUCGACGCAUCGCUCGGCGGACGUUCUCUUGGACACCCUACGGCGGUGCGGGCAGCUGCGCAGCCUAGCUCUUCAACUCGGGGCGGACCGAUCCGGCGGCACGUUUGUCCCGCAUCACACUUCGCUGCCCUACCUCUCGGACCUGAAGAUGACCGUAACGGCAGUCAAUCUGACCGAGUUGUUCGACUGUCUGACCCUGCCCUGUCUGGACAAGCUCAUGGUGCAUUACAACGAUGCACCUCACGUGGCGGAUGACGCUCGAGCCUUGGACCGUCUGCUUAUCCGCUCAAAAGCGUUCCUGAAACGACUCGAUCUCGCGGAUGCACAGCACCCCGGGAUCGAAUGGCAUCUUUCCUGGCUUCAGAUGCGAAGCAUGCAGCGCCUGGAGGAGCUGUACAUGCAUAUCGCGCUCGACGAUGCAUUCGUCGCCGCCCUCACUCUCCGUCCCGACCUCCCAUCCUCGCUGUUUCCUGGUCUGCACACGCUCUAUCUCCACGACACGGAGGCCGGCCAGCACCUCAACGAUCUCGAGCUAUACCGCAUGGUCGUCUCGCGGAUCGUUCCGUUGACGAUAGUCACUCUGCUGGUUCGCAUCGCUGGUCAUCAUGCGGCCCCAGCUCUUCCGCUCUUGAUCGAGCGUUGCAAAAAUCACAUAAGUCUUGCCCUGACAUUGCUGCCUUGCGGAGAUCCGACGGCAAAGACCGGGCGAUAUCUGCCGCCGCCGAUGGCAGGAGGAUAUUGCGUGGAGUGAUGUCACGCGCAUGGAAUGGUCGGACUUGGCCUUGGCUGGACGCUAUCUCGUCGCUGACGUGUUGUCGGGGUAUAUUUGUAGGCGUGGUGGUUCGCUGCUGGUUGAGUGCAUUCUAGGCGGUGCACGCCGGCCCACGCGAUGUCUGUUCUUCGGCCCUCUGUUUUGAACUCUCCGGAAUUGGAUUCGGCCCAUACAAGCUCGAUUGGAUAUCGGUGCUCGAUUACUCAGUGGUAUACCCGUGAGAGGGUUCCCAGUUUCCUCCAAGGUUGUUCGGAAUUCGAGUAACUUGAUCAACCCCAGUCCUCACUUGUAGAGUUUGCUGGUAGUC
This is a messenger RNA of Mycena citricolor, 1884 nucleotides long. The record is from the annotation of a GenBank genome assembly. NCBI's taxonomy places the organism in Eukaryota, Fungi, Basidiomycota, Agaricomycetes, Agaricales, Mycenaceae.